Messenger RNA from Carassius gibelio (silver crucian carp), 12691 nucleotides. It is a transcript of the gene ldlrad4b, whose product is annotated as low density lipoprotein receptor class A domain containing 4b. The coding region runs from base 706 to 1644 and encodes 312 amino acids. Gene Ontology annotation, molecular function: R-SMAD binding. The transcript is spliced from 7 exons. The record is from RefSeq and is a predicted model, not a curated record. NCBI's taxonomy places the organism in Eukaryota, Metazoa, Chordata, Actinopteri, Cypriniformes, Cyprinidae. Gene Ontology annotation, cellular component: Golgi membrane; early endosome membrane. Gene Ontology annotation, biological process: negative regulation of transforming growth factor beta receptor signaling pathway.
CCAUCAGUGAGUGAGUGUGUGUGUGUGUGUCUGUCUGCCGCCGGCUUCACUCGCCGCUGAGCGCCUGAUUAUUUUUACGCCGUCGAGUCUGGCGGUGAAAUCCAGGUCAUCUCCUCCGGAUCACAGCCAGCGCGGCUCAGGCUUCAGCUCUCCGCGGACUCACACUGCCAUUUCCUCAUUCCACUCUGCAGAGCUUGACUUUGACAUCAGCUCUUCUGGAGGACAUGUGAGCUUGCGGUCUGAAGGAUGAGGUGGGGUGCAUUGAUUAGCAUGCUGCUCUGCUGAGAAGAGUUUAUCCACGCAGGACGAGCGGCAGCAGCUACACGUUCCCUUCCUGAAUCGGCUCUCAGACACCUGCUCUUAAUCAAGUACCUGUCUGGAUCUUUCGCUCGCUCGCUCACACUCAGCUAUGGCUGGCUGGCUCUGGCUGGGAGGGUAAUCGGUGCGCUGGUUGCCCUGGCAACCUCACCCUGAUUCCUGCUGAAUAGAGCCCUAGUCUGUCACUGAAGACUUUUUAGCCCCCCUCCACCUUUCUCCUGAGUUUAUUUUGCCCUUUCGUGGAGGUAGAGGGCAGCUGCAGGAGCCAUGGGCUUGUGAGGUGAGAAUGGCAGCACGGCGGCUGUUUGGCCCCCAGGAGCCCUCAGGAGAUCGGAGCCAAUAACGUGGGUCCACACACGCGCAUACGGGCUGAGCGGCAGGAGCAGUAUGCAGGAGGCUGACCUACCGGCCACCAAUGCUUUCACAGAGUGCAGAUUCCAGUGCACUAACGGCAGAUGUCUGAACCUGGGCUCGCAGGUCUGUGAUCAGCUCAACCACUGUGGAGACAACAGUGAUGAGGAGCACUGCCCCAUCUCCACCCAGCAUCCUGCAUCUGCCAUCUUCAGCUCUGAACUGGAGUUUGUGCAGAUCGUGAUCAUAAUCGUUGUGAUGACUGUGAUGGUCGUGGUGGUCGUGUGUCUGCUCAACCACUACAAACUCGCCACAUGGUCGUUCCUGAGCCGGGCGAGUCAGGCACAGAGUCAGGAUCUCUCUCUGCAGCCGGAGGGUUCUCUGUGGCCAUCAGAUAAUGGGAUGAGACAAGGAGCAUCUGAGGUGGUGUAUGCUCCUCAGCCAAGGGACCGCUUCACCGCUCCCACUUUCAUGCAGCACAACCGCUUCAGACGUUUCCAGCCUACCUACCCAUACCUGCAGCAAGAGAUCGAUCUGCCGCCCACCAUCUCUCUGUCAGAUGGAGAGGAGCCACCGCCGUACCAGGGCCCCUGCACACUGCAGCUGAGAGACCCCGAACAGCAGCUCGAACUCAACCGAGAGUCGGUACGCGCUCCGCCUAACCGGACCAUCUUCGACAGCGACCUCAUUGACAUGCACAGUUCCGGUGGUGGCGGUGGGCCGCGGCCUCCCAGUAGCAACUCUGGGAUCAGUGCGACCAGCUCCAGUACCCAUGGACGCAUGGAGGGCCCUCCGCCUGCUUACAGUCAAGUAAUUGGGCAGCAGUCGGGCAUCGUACUUUAUCUCCACCAGCACAGCAAUAACCCGCCCAUCCCCGUCACUGUGCAGACUCCGCCCAGGGGGCGGACAGAUUUAAACAGCCCAGAGAGCACAAUAGCGCUGAGUAAAGACCGACAGAGGGAGGAGCUAGUUUGAGGGGGCAGGGCUAGCACACGAUUGGGCAAUGGCAAUCACUCUCCACUCACAAAGGGAAAAGGUUCUCCCUCUUGACUCUCCCUUGCACAACAGCGCUUAAUGCGUCUUUGCGACGAAAGCGAAACCAUGUGUUGUUGUUUUUUUUUGUUGUUGUUUUUUUUAAAUAACAAUAUGGAGCUGCGCUUACGAAAGAAGAUAUUACAUUUGUUUUCUGUCAGUCCAGCUGCGCUAAAACUGGGCUUUAUGCACUGCCUGGAGUCUCCCACCUUUAUUUCUCUGUAUUACUUCUGUAUAGCCGACAAAUCUAGAGACAGUUAUCCGCGCACAAGAUAGGCUUUUUGUUGUUGUAGUUAUUGUUGGUUUUAUUAUUGUAUUCCUCUCGAAAUCCCCCCUUCUGCCCAAACCACACGUGAAAUACUAGCUGUGUGGAUCAAAAAAUUAUUUUAUUUUUUUUUAAGACCGAGAUCUGUGCAGCAUGAACAAAACAAAUGCGAAAAAGGGUGAAAAUCCAAAUCCUAGUGCCAAGGUUUAUGUGGAAGGUGUCAUGGGGCGUUGACUGUCUUAAAGACUUGUUAUACAUUUAAAUCAAAACCCUUUUCUGAACUUUGCACUAUUGUUGAGGUUAAUCAGAGAAAUUUAGGAAUGAGGUAAUGGGGAGGGGUGUAUGUGUUUACGGUUUGUACUGUCGUUAUAGUUUGGUUCCGGUCAUAUGCUUCAGUUUGAGCUUUCUACAAGAGGGAAGUGAUCUUGUCUGUCUUCAGCACAAGAAAAAUCUCUGAUCCAGCCUAAAAUAACCUUGAUCUAAAAGAGGCACAGAAUACAGAGAGUCGGCUCUACUCUCAUCUAUCCGCACCACUGACACGUUCUGCCAGCUGAUCUGAGGUCAGUUGGCUGGUGGCAUGGUUGGCAUAUUGCCUAAAAAAUACUCACUUCACUAAGAGAACUGAACAGGUUUGACAUGUUUUGAGAUUGCUUUUUUUCUCCAACCUUAUUGUCAUCAUCUGUUUUUAUUAUUAUUUUUAGUAUUAUAUAUUGAUUGCAUAACGUGCAUGUAAAGGAAGACUCGGUUAAAAAAAAUUAAAAGUAUAUAGACCUUAAUAAUGCUUUAAUAAUGUACAUGUCUUAAAAAAUUUCCUUAAAGUCAUUAGUAAGAAACUGUUAUAUUAUUCAAAAUAUUAUACAUAUAUUUGAUUUUUAAUGGAAUUUUGGAAACAUUCAUGAUUUUAAGUUAACCAUUUCAUGCCUUUUGCACUCUUGUUUUUGAGUCAAAAUUUAUAAACCGGAUGAUCCUAUAAAAUAAUCCAGUUCUGGAAUUUUUUUGUUUUUUGUUUUUGGGAAAUAAUGUGGAAGAUUUUUAUUAGUAAAGUUUCAAUUAAUCAAGUAUAUAAUCAAUGUGAAUCUAGCCAUUUUUGUUUUAAAGUUAUUAUUCUAUUAAACUCUUACAGGCCUAAAAUCUAAUAGACAAGUUGCCUAUGCCCUGGAAUGCACAGAGAGAAGCAUAUGGUCAGACAUACCUUAAAGGCCUCCCCUCCCCUUGUGAUUUAUGAUGGUCUAAAAGGAGACAUGUCUAUGUGGGACCGCCCCAUGUAUGAUGUAUAUAAGGAAAAACCAAAUAACGCACGGGAGAGUUCCUUGCAACGUCCUCUCGACUUUGUUUUGUUUAAAAUAAAGUCUUUUCUUCGGUGAGAAACCCCUGACUGAGUGUGAUUCUUCUGAGAACCGGCAAAAUACACCACAGAUUUGGCACCCCAGAUGGGACUGGACAAGAGUGACAGAGUGGACAGCCGCUUUUGAGCUGACCAAUGAUCAACACAACCGGGUGGCCACCAUAAAACAAGGUAAGCAUUUUUGCUUAUAAAAUUCGUUUGUGUUGGUUGAGGUCAGUUCUGAGUGGUAAGGACACUUAAAAUCUACUCUUCCAAAUUUAGAAAAAUAGGAUAUCCAAAUUGAAAAAGGGGUUUCACUCCAGAAGAAAUAACCGCAUGCACAUAUUUGGUUUAUUGAAAGGAAAGCCUUGUAAGGUAACCUAGAUUUAAAACAAAAAGGGUGUAGCAAUGGUCUGUGUUUAUCGGAUAGCUGUGACCUAGGAAAGGGCAGUGAUAAACGGAUAAGCAGACAGAAUAAGUGGGCCCUUAAGGACGCUCUAGGUAGAGCGAGCUCUAGAAAGAGCUGUGUUUUGUUGUGUGGAUGAAACCGUGUCCGGACGAAUGACCGUAUGAACGAAGAUGAAUGUAUGAACAAAUAAAUUCCGUAUUGGGUGGGUAAGGGUCGAGCACCGUUCCUGGACCUUCACUUAGGUGUGAACCGGCAGAAUUGGACUCGUCCCAGAUCCACUUGAGAGGGAUGAAUGUAUGAUGAGCCUUGACAAUAAAAGGACAAUUAAUGAAUGAUUAUCCCUUAGAUAAAGGGAAAAAGUAUGCAAGCAUAAGCACUCUGGCUCAAUAAAGAGUGUAGCAAGUGUGAAUGGGCUUAGGGAAAUAGUAUCAAUAAAGUUUGAACCGAGAUCUAAAAUAGAGUUUUGAAAUUUGGAUGUCUGUGUGAAAGGGGAGAACAUUUUCUGAGCCCAGUACAGUGGGAGUGAGAGCAAGGGAGGAAGUUCCCACAUUAAAGAUUUAAUACAUGGGUGGACAAAAAAGGAAAGAGAAGUAAAAAUAAAAAUAAAGAAUUAUUGUUAGAAAUAGUUAUCUAAAAAGUGAUAAUAAAAUAGGAUAAAUAAAAUAGACAGUUAAAUAAUAAUAUAAAUUUAAAAAAGUGUAAACGCAUGAGACAAUAAAAAACUAAAUUCAAAAGGGUAUGACACAUAAAAAAGAAUAGAAAGUAGGUUGAAAGGGGUAAAAAAUAGUUAAAUUCAGUGAAAGGAAAGGAAGAGAUUGUAACCAAGUUACUAUAUAAAACUAAAAAGUUGAUUGUUGGUGGUAAUAAUAUAAAUAAAGAUAUGGCAGCCACACCAGUGGAAAUCCUUGGAUUAAAAAAUCCACUGUGUAAAGAGCAAAUAGACAAAAUCUCGAAGAAAUGGCAGAAGAGAACAAAAAAUAUGAUGACAAAAUGGCCAAAGGAAGGGACAUUUGAUGUGGCAUUGUGUGAGGAAAUGGAAACUCUGAUAAAAAACUAUAAAACUAAAAGCAUCAAUAUGAAAAAAGAAAAAAGAGAAACAAAACGGGAAAAAGAGAAAGAAGUACUUGCUCUGUUUAAAAAAGAAGGUGAAGAUAUGUUGAAGAGUAUAAAACAGGCUAGGAAAGUCCUGAAGGAGGCAGAGAAAGAUAACAUGAGAAAAGAAAAGUUAUUUUCAGAGCCUCCCCCCUAUCUGCCUUUAGCAAAAGAAUUCCCAUUACUCAAGGGAACCAUGGAGGUAACAGGAGAACUAGAGUUAGAAGGGCAGUUAGAGACGGAAGAUAGAGAGGAACCAGCUGUAAAAACACAGAAGCAAACUAGACAGGAGAAUGCAGAAGGUCUGCAACUCGACUGUUAUAGACAAGCACGUACAGCGUUAGAAAAAAUGAAAGCAUGUCAGGAAGACAAAACCUGGUUUGAGGAAGGAUUAGAAAGAAAACGGAGGAAAGAUAGAGAUAUUGUAGCACAAGCACAAGCUUUGGAAGAAGAAAUGGAAGAGAAAAUUAGAGAAUCAGGGAAAAAGAUCAGAGAGGUAAAUAAAUUGGAAAGAGGAAAGAGUAAGUUGUUCUAUGGUAGUGAGGAUGAGAAUCAGGCAGAGGAGUUAUUUGAGAACGGUAAAUGGGAACAGGGCAGAGAUAAAGGGACACUUAGACCACUGGCCGCACAGCUCCCAAUUUUAAUCAAGGGUGAGCAGGGACAGUAUGUCCCCUGGGCUUCACAGGACCUCGAGGGGCUUGUCACUCGCCUUCCUGAUAUUCAUGAGGGUGCAGGGAAAUUCAUUAAAGUGUUUGAAGAGGAAACAAUGGGAAAGCUAUUGGCAGUGGGAGAUGUUAAAGCUCUGCUGGCUAAAAUUCUUGGAGGGACAAAGAUGGAUGAAAUUCUUCUUACCACGACUCUAAAUAGAGCAGUGAACUCUCACAAUAUGGAUGGGAUUGUUUUUGAUGCAUUCCGCCCAGCAGUAUGGCAGGCAUUGCGUGCGGAGUAUCCGAUCAGACUGAAUCCUAAAUCACUGAAGGGAGAAGGAAUUGGAGAUUUAGAAAAUCCAACCACUUAUGUCCAAAAAGAGCUGAAAAGGUGGAAACAAGAAACUGAGGGGGAUCCCGAAAGAGACCCAUUAAUGUCAACAUUGUUUAGACAAGCUGUGAUUGAUGCUAUGCCGCCAGCGGUAAAAAGCAAGCUGGAGGAUGUGGUCGGUUUAACGUCUAAAACACACAAAGAGUUUUGUGAACAUGUGUCUCAUGCAGUGGAACAGCAAAGAAAAAAUGAACUAAAACUUAAAAGUCAAGAGAAAGAGUUACAACGUAAACUAACUCAAUUACAGCUUGAAGAACUCACAAAGAAAAAUAAGAAAAAUAUUCAAGCUUCAGUGACAAAUGCAACAGCCGAACAAAUGACUCUAAUGCCUCCAGUAAUCGCUCCACAACCUACUAUUCAGUCAAGCCCACUUACAGAAGUCCCUCCAAAUGAACACUUGAACUCUGUGCCCAUAAUAAAUGUUUAUACUCAACAGCCAGGACAAAUGGGAUGGAGAAAAAACCCCAUACAGCAAAGAGGCAGGGGCAGAGGCAGAGGCAGAGACAGGCCUCCUCCCUUGUGCUGGGGCUGUGGACAGCCCGGACACAUCAAAGCUGACUGUCCAACUCAACAAUGGCCACAGCAACCUCAGGGUAGAAGGGAGAUGAGCUGGCAACAGCCUACUCGGGGCCCAGUGCAGGGCCCAGUAAACCCUUGGGGAGGUCCCAAUCCAGGCUAUUAGGGGUGCCCAGAGAAUCCUAAAGGGGAGAGUCAGCUUCCAAUUUUAUCAACAAAAGCUGAUCAAGAGCCUAUUAUGCAGAUUAAAAUAGAGGGAGAACCAUUUCCAUUUAUGGUAGAUACGGGGGCAAAUUUAACAUGCAUUAAUUUGAAAUAUGCUUCACAUCUCCCCUUGUCUGGAAAAUUUGCAAAGACAAUAGGAUUCUCGGGAAAAAUGCAAUUGAUUCCCAUAACAGCUCCAGUGUGUCUACAAACAAAAGAUCAAAGUAUAACAAUGCCCAUUCUGGUAUCAAAUCAAACUCCUAUUAAUUUGUUAGGAAGAGAUGCAUUAUGUAAAUUAGGACUACAAAUUUGGUGUUCUCCAGAAGGUAUAUAUAUUGAUUCAAUAGGAACAGAAAAACAAAUGAUGGUUGCAGAGCCAAAAGCAAAUGUUUUUUGGAUAGGACAGAUAGAACAAGAUGUGAGACAGACAGUCAAUAAAUGGGGAAAGUUUAUUGAAGCACAGAUACCUGAAGCACAACUAUCAAAGUCUGAAUUUCAUUGCACAAUGAUGUAUGAUCAAGAAAGGGAUGAAGAUAUAGAACAGAAAUGGCAAAAAGAAACAAAAGGACAGCAGAUUGAAAUAGUCUCCCAGUACAUCAUCAUAGGUAAGGAGGGAGCAGCUUUAAACAUACCAGAAAGUGAGUUUGUCAAAAAAUGGUUCAAUGUAAAUAACUCUGUCCCGCAUAUUGCAGUAUAUGUAGGAAGAAAUUGGAAAGCAAAAGAUUUAGGACCAAUGAUGAAAAGGGCAGAACAAAGCAAAUGGGAAUCAACAGAAAACCCAUUGAUUUUUCAUUCAGCUGACAAAAAUUACAUCAAAAUUCUGUGUGCAACCAGUUUGCUGGGAAUUCCACAGGAAGUAGUUAUCAGCCAAAAUAAAAUGACACAGAUGACUACAGCAUCUGAUUUAAUAAACACAAAUGAGACUGAACUAUUUAAGGAAAUGGAGUGUCAGGUACCAACUGAGCUAUGGUCUCAACAUGAUACAGAUAUUGGAUUAAUAAAAUCAGCAAAUCCAGUAAGAGUUCAACUAAAGCCAAAUGCACGUCUGCCUAGAAAAGCACAAUAUCCCUUACGGGCAGAUGCGGAAGCAGGAAUAAAGGAGACAAUUGAAGGCUUAGUGAAGGCAGGGGUAUUGAUAGAAACUACUAGUUACUGUAACACUCCAAUUAUGCCUAUAAUCAAAUCAGACAAAAAUAGAUGGCGACUUGUUCAUGAUUUACGAACAAUAAAUGAAAUAACAGAAGAUAUGCCAGCUGAGGUACCAAACCCGCACACUUUACUGACAAAUGUCCCUCCUGAUGCCAAAUACUUUACUGUAAUUGAUCUUUGCUCUGCCUACUUUAGUGUACCGCUUGCAGAAGAGAGUAAAUAUUUAUUUGCAUUUACACUAGCAAAUAAGCAAUAUACAUAUACCAGGCUUCCUCAGGGAUAUAAACAUUCACCACAUAUAUUCAACAAGAUUUUGAAGGAUGAUUUAGAAGACCUUGUAAUAGACGGUACACUAUUACAAUACAUGGAUGAUUUGAUUAUCUGUUCUACCUCACUAGAACAAUGUCACAAAGACUCAAUUAAGGUGUUGACAAAAUUAGCAGAAGGAGGACACAAGGUGUCUAAAAACAAAUUGCAGUAUUGCCAGCCUCAAGUGGAAUACUUGGGAAGAUUAAUUGCAUUUGGUACCCGAGCUAUAGCACCAGCUCAGUUAGAAGGUAUAAGUAAAACACCGUUACCUCAGACAGUAGGACAAAUGAUGACGUUUCUAGGAAUGACAGGCUUUAGUGCCGAUUGGAUAGAAGACUAUGCAGUUAAGACAGGGCCUUUGAGAGAAAUUAUGAAACAAGCAGGAUUACAACAUUUAAGAAAUCCAUUAAAAUGGAACACAGAUGCCUUACUAGCAUUUGAAGCAAUAAAAAAAGAAUUACAACAGGCCCCUGCCCUGGGAAUGGCAGAAUAUGAUAAAAUGUUUCAUCUAUAUGUGGCAAAUAGAGUUGAUGGUUAUGCAUCAGCUGUAUUAAUGCAAGAGACCUGUAGUGGGAGGAAAAAACAGCCUAUAGCAUACUAUAGCACAAAAUUAGACAAUGUAGCCCAUGGAUACCCACCAUGUUACCAACAGGGUUUAGCUGCAGUGUAUUAUGCUUAUGAAAAAGCAUCCACAAUAACUAUGGGGUAUCCAGUAACAAUAUAUACCCAUCACAAAGUUGUGGAAUUAAUAGAACAAGGGAAAUUUGUUCUGACACAAGCUCGAAUUCUAGCCUAUUCCUCAUUACUCACAUAUCCAGAUAUUACUAUUAAAAGAUGCCAUACAGUUAAUCCAGCUGAAUUAAUUCCUUUGGCUUUUGAAGGAGAACCUCAUGAGUGUGUGAAUGAGUCCUUGGCAUUUACUAGAUUACGACCAGAUCUAGAAUCAACACCUAUUACUGAAGCAGAAGUAACUUACUUUGUAGAUGGUUCUAGCUUUAGGGAUCACGAAGGAAAUCAUACAGGAUAUUCAGUAGUGAAGAAAAACAAAAAAGAAUUUGAAUCGGUGAUAUCACAACAUUGUGUACAGCCCUGCUCUGCUCAAUUAGCAGAAUUAAAAGCUCUCACAACUGCAUGUCAGUUAGCAAAAGGACAAACUGCUAACAUUUUUACAGAUUCAGCGUAUGCUCAUGGUGUAUGUCAUCUAUUCGGAGCAGUGUGGAAACAAAGAGGUUUCAAAAAGAGUGAUGGGACUCCCAUUCAACAUAGUGAACAAAUAGGGCAAUUGAUUUCUGCUAUGAUGCUACCAAAACGACUAGCAAUAAUCAAAUGUCAAGCACACAAGAAGGGAAAUGACUAUGUCAUCAAAGGAAAUAAUGCAGCAGAUCUAGAAGCUAAAAAAGCUUCAGGGUGUCAAGUAGCAGUAUUAGCACCUGUUGUACUUAUCGAGCCUCAUCCUCAAUUGGAUGACAUUAUUCGAAUACAACAACAAGCAGGCCCCUAUGAACAAUCAAUGUGGCAACAAAGGGGAGCUAAAAAAGACUCACAGGAAAUUUGGCGUACACAUGAAGGACACAUUGUUGCACCUACUUCACUGUUGAAUAUUCUUAUUACAGAUGCACAUGGUUUUGACCAUUGUGCAAGGGGAGAAGUAGUAAGAAAAAUUAAACAGCAAGGAUAUUGGUCUCCUUAUUUAUAUGCAAUGGUGGAUGAAUUUUUGUCCACAUGUGAAGUAUGUGCCAAAUACAAUGUAAGAAAAGGCAUGGUGACACCAAUAGGCCAUAUUCCAACACCUGAAGGCCCCUUUAAACAUCUUGUAUGUGAUUAUGUGGAUAUGAUAAAGCGUGUACAAGGCAAAAGAUACAUGCUUGUUAUCAUAGACAGGUUUAGCAGAUGGGUGGAAGCAGUACCAUCCGCGGAUCUAGGAGCAGGAACUGUAAUUAAAUUCCUAACAAGAGAGGUAAUUCCUAGAUUUGGAAUUCCAUCAGAAAUAAGUUCAGAUAAUGGGUCGGCAUUCAUACAAAAAACUGUGAAACAAGUGUUGCAACAAUUAAGAAUAAAACAGAGACUAGGAUGCGUUUAUAGACCUCAGUCACAAGGGAUAGUGGAGAGGGUUAAUGGAGUUAUCAAGGCUAAAAUAAACAAAAUAUGUGAAAGUACUAAACUUAAUUGGAUUGAUGCAUUACCGCUCGCACUAAUGAGCUAUCGCAUGCAAACUAACAGGAGCACACACUUAACACCGCAUGAAAUGCUUACGGGUCGACCCAUGCCUGUGCCAUAUUGUAGAGGUCCCUAUAAAGGACCUCCUCUAGAACAAUUACAAAUGGAACUUCGCUCUUAUAUGAAGAAACUAACUGCCAUACAUAAAGCUAUCUAUUUACAGGAAAAAAGAAAAGAGCCCAGUGAGGAAUCGGAGACGGUCUGUCCAGUUGUUCCAGGGGACCAAGUUUAUCUGAGGGUAUUCCGGAGAAAAUGGAAUGAGCCCAGGAGAGAAGGACCCUACACAGUGGUGAGAGCUACUCCAACAGCAGUCCAAGUGGAGGGAAGCACAACCUGGUAUCAUCUAAACCACUGUACUAGAGUUCCCACAGGAAAGGCAGAAAGAAAGGAAAGCAGACAACCAGACAAUACAGGAGAGAGCAAUGAGGAAGAAUCAGAGACACAUGAUGAAGUGCAAACUGACGAGAGCUCUUUCCUCCUGUCAGACAAACUGGAGAGGACAGAGAAUAAGUCUGACAACAUGUCUGAAGACCAUUCUAUGCCUAAUGAAUCUCAUAAUGCAGACUCAAACUCAACCGAUAGAAAGCAACCUGACUUCCCUUCAAUUGACUUUACAACCUUUGAACAAAAGUGAUAAUGUGAUCAACCCAACAGAACCAACGAUAAUCAAAAAUCGUAGAGACAUUGAUUAUGAUGUUCAAGGUGAUGAAGACGUUAGUCAAAUUGAUGCAUUAUGGGAUACAGCCCAAAAUAAUGAAUGGUAUAAAUGGGCAGCCUUUACAGCUAAAGAAACAGGAAAAGAAAAUUGCUUGCUGUGCUCCAAAUCUCCGUUAAACAAAGUAAUAGCCAUACCAAAUCCAUAUGACUACCGAAAAUGUGCCCAAUUUGGAAGAAACUUUUGUCAUUUAACAGAUUUUACCAGGCCAUAUUGUAUUGCCGAAUGCCUCGGAUUUUUAGGAAAUCCUAAAUUAACAGAUUCCAAGAGGAAUUCCUAAUAAAUUCAAGGCAAGAAGUGAAAUAAAAGGAGGUUUCGAGUCAAUCCUGGUUUGGAUCACACCAAACAAAAAUACAGAGUGGAUUAAUUAUAUCUAUUAUAAUCAACAAAGAUUCAUUAAUUAUACUGAUGAGGCUUUAACUUUACUAGGCGACCAAGUGCAUGCAACAAGCAGAAUGACAUGGCAAAAUAGACAGGCUCUUAAUUGGCUCUUGGCAGACAAAGGAGGAGUUUGUGUUAUGUUUGGAGAUCAAUGUUGUACAUUUAUCCCAAAUAACACCGCCCCUGGAGGAGCUUUCAGUGAAGUUAUGACAAAAAUUAGAAAAUUAAGAAAUGAAAUUACAACAAAUGCCGGAAGAGACCAACACAUUUGGGAUUGGAUUGAUGUGAAAUUUGGAGCAUGGGGAGCAUGGUUUGUUAAACUAGGAAUGUUUUUAGGAGUUGCCAUAUUAAUAGGAGGAUUAUUAUUUUGCUGUGUAUUACCUUUAUUAAGAUCAUUAAUCAUCAAUGCUACUGUUAAGCAAAUGGGAGUGAUAAAAGUCCCAAUUAAUCAACAAAGGAUCAUUGAAAAGAGUCUGGAGGAAUAUUAUGAAGGAUGGCUAAACAAACUGAACUUGAAUGAUCAAACUUUGGACGAUAGUUCUAUCAACUCUGAGGAUGAUGAAGAUGUCUAAGGGUUAACCAUACCCUGGAUAUAAGUGCCAGUUGAACUUUGGCCCAGGGAGGCUCUCUACGAUACAUAAAGUAUCUGAGCCGAAGAUCAACUUUUAUAAUCUUGUGAUAUUCAAUUAUUGAUGUAAUGUAUGUAUUUUAUGUCUUUUAUACAUAACUGUGAUAACCACAGGCAAGUGCUGAACCAAUUACACGCUCACGCUUUUAACAUUGUGUACUAUUAAAGAAGGAAUUUGGGAGACUGGAUCUUUUACUCCCUCCUCGUCAAAUAAGGAGAGAGAUGUUUGGUCCAGUAAUCCCUCAGAGUGGAAUUCCAUAAUCUAGUCACUGGUGAUAAUACAAUGUGACUUAUUUAGUCACUAGGUAGUGUAACUAAUAUGACUGGAUUAUGGAGUAGCACUCUGGAUAAGAAUAAUCAAAUGUGAGACUUAUUAAGUCUCAAAGGGGAGAAUAUGUGGAAGAUUUUUAUUAGUAAAGUUUCAAUUAAUCAAGUAUAUAAUCAAUGUGAAUCUAGCCAUUUUUGUUUUAAAGUUAUUAUUCUAUUAAACUCUUACAGGCCUAAAAUCUAAUAGACAAGUUGCCUAUGCCCUGGAAUGCACAGAGAGAAGCAUAUGGUCAGACAUACCUUAAAGGCCUCCCCUCCCCUUGUGAUUUAUGAUGGUCUAAAAGGAGACAUGUCUAUGUGGGACCGCCCCAUGUAUGAUGUAUAUAAGGAAAAACCAAAUAACGCACGGGAGAGUUCCUUGCAACGUCCUCUCGACUUUGUUUUGUUUAAAAUAAAGUCUUUUCUUCGGUGAGAAA